GUUGUGAUUCACAACAGCGAAUUAUUGGCCGGUUGCGUUGACAAAAAGCUUCUUGGUGGAGGAAGUAAAUCCAGCAUUUUCUACAGUCUGUUACGGGAUUAUGGAAGUGAGGUGUGUGCUGAUGCUAUGUGGCGCCUAGGCCGCAUAGCUCUGUUUUAUCUUGCUCACCGCGGUUUCUCCAUUGGCAUUGGUGAAGUUAUGCCAAGUGAUCGCCUUAUAAAAGCCAAGACGAAACUUAUCGAUUCCGGGUUUGCCACUUGUGAUGAAUAUAUUAAACAGUACGCGACGAACACUCUCAAAUGUAAUCCAGGCUGUAGCAUGGAAGAUACACUCGAAUCGAAUCUCAGUCAAGAAUUGUCCAAGAUUCGGGACGAAGCUGGCGCUGCAUGUAAACGAGAGCUGCACCCAUCCAACUCUCCUUUGGUUAUGGCACAAUCUGGAUCCAAGGGCUCGUUUUUGAAUAUAUCCCAAAUGAUCGCAUGUGUCGGCCAACAGGUAAUUGGUGGGAAACGUGUUCCGGAUGUUGUCAACGGUCGCAGUUUAAUUCAUUUUCCACGUGGAUCUAGGACACCUGAGGCCAAAGGUUUCGUCGGAAACAGCUUUUAUUCUGGUCUUACUCCGUCCGAAUUUUUCUUCCAUGCAAUGAGCGGUCGUGAGGGUCUAACUGAUACAGCGGUUAAAACGGCGGAUACGGGCUACAUGCAACGCCGUUUGGUCAAGUUCUUGGAAGAUUUGGCCGUGGCAUAUGACAAUACAGUGCGCGAUAGUCGUGGUGAUAUAAUUCAGUUUCGUUACGGCUCAGACGGUCUCGAUCCUCUCGAAAUGGAAGUUGAAAAGUUCCCCAUAGACAUGACUCGAGAAUUGAAUAAUGUUCGAGAAAGCAUGCCCUGUCAUGAUGAAGAAUCUCUUACCUCGAACCAAGUCCAGGUAGCUGUGAACGCUGCCAUGAGUUUGGAGCCUUUCGCUAUUCUGGAUCCAACAUUGCACGCUGAAAUCAGAUCCUUCCUAGCAGCUAAAGUCUAUCCGCAACUGGACGCGUGGCAGCAGUUUGUUGCCAGGUGUCCUGACCCGACAACUCCAGCUCUACGGUCCGGUGGUGAACGUCUGACACGAGAACAGUUGCGUGUUUUCCUGACUCGAAUCAAAGAGAAAUACGAACGUGCUCAAAUUGAGCCGGGCACGGCUGUCGGUGCAUUGUGCGGACAAUCUGUCGGUGAACCAGCCACUCAGAUGACUCUGAAAACAUUCCACUUUGCCGGAGUCGCUAGCAUGAAUAUCACUCAGGGUGUACCAAGAAUGCGUGAGAUUGUGAACGCGGUCGCUCGAAUCAAAACCCCUCUGAUCACGGUCACUCUGACCGAUCCGUUCUCUGCCUCAUUAGCACGACAAGUCAAACUAGCGAUUGAGCCUACUCGCUUGGCCGACAUUUCAGUUAGUCUGCGUCAAUGCCUCACCCCAGAGGAUGUGUAUGUGGCAGUCACUUUGGACGAAAAACGCAUGGCUCGUCGUGGUAUCACAACUGCUCGUGUGGCUUCAGUGGUACAACAAACAAAAUUGCGCAAAGUUAAAUUGUCGCGCGUGACUUACUCGAAAAAUUUCGUCUACGUCUAUCCGGUUGAUUUGAACACUCUUGAGACGGUAGUUAAAGUGUUGGAGGAUAUCGUCGUCAAGGGCAUUCCUGGAGUGGCACGUGUUGUAAUCCAACAGGACAAAGAUUAUGAACAUAAGAUUUAUGUGGAAGGUGCAAAGUUGCGUGAGGUGAUGUGUGUUCCGGGCGUAGUUCCUGAGCGUACAUGGAGUAAUAAUAUAUUGGAGGUUGAACAAGUACUUGGUGUUGAGGCUGCUCGUCGUGUGGUCAUUGAUGAGCUUCUUUCUGUGAUGGAAGGUCAUGGAGUUGAGGUGAACAUUCGACAUGUCAUGUUGUUGGCAGAUGUCAUGACAAAUCGCGGUGAGGUAUUCGGUUAUCAACGCACGGGAAUGGCAAAGGCCAAGAACAGUGUUCUCUGUUUGGCUUCGUUCGAACGGACGGGAGAUCAUUUGUUUGAAGCGGCUUAUCACGGCCAGGAUGACAAACUCACAGGCGUAACGGAGAGCAUCAUUUUGGGAAAUCCGACGCGAUUGGGCACCGGGACAUUCGACUUGUUGAGUGAUCGAUAUCCUUUUAUUGGUUUCGGUUUGUAUCGGAAAAGGACAUCUUUACCAUAA
Messenger RNA from Echinostoma caproni, 2205 nucleotides. The record is from the annotation of a GenBank genome assembly. Lineage: Eukaryota; Metazoa; Platyhelminthes; Trematoda; Plagiorchiida; Echinostomatidae.